This is a messenger RNA of Trichomonas vaginalis G3, 2127 nucleotides long. RefSeq names its product ubiquitin-protein transferase protein. Gene Ontology annotation, molecular function: ubiquitin-protein transferase activity. Lineage: Eukaryota; Parabasalia; Trichomonadida; Trichomonadidae. Bases 1 to 2127 code for a protein of 708 amino acids. The record is from RefSeq and is a predicted model, not a curated record. The transcript has a single exon.
AUGAUUGAUACUCCUUCAGUUGAAUCGUUAAUCAAAGGAUACUUCGAGCAAUUAACUGAGGGGUGUGAUCGAAUUGAUUGUGAACAGCCAGAAUGCGCUUCAUCCACAAAUUUUCAUUAUCAUUUCAGAGAUCCAACAGAAGCAGCAGUCAGAGCUGUUGAGUUAACACUUAAUCAUCCACAUAAUCCAUGUUUGUGUGGUCAUUAUUCACCUUUAAAUAGAGAUAAAUCAAUAUUAACAAAAGUAAGCAGAUUUGAUUCAAUUGUCACAGAUAUUAUAUAUAACAGAGCUUCACAAAUUCCAGAUGAUCAGUCAUUACAUAAUAUUAAAGAAGUUGUUAGCAGCGAGAUUAACAUUUCAUUCAUUUUAUUAUCAAAUCAAGAAACUCUAUCAAUCUCUAACAUAUCAUUUGAUGAAGACAAGUUACAAGACUUCAAUCUUGUCUUUCAACGAGGAUACAAGUAUUUCCUCCCUUUCUACACAGACUUCAACUUAAUGGUUAAACGAUUCAUUAAACUCCCAUCAACAGACACAUUCUCACACGUCAGAGGUAUCAUUCUCAUUUUGUUGUUCGAAAUUUACUUCAAUAAAGAUAAUUACAUCGACACAUUCUUACCAUUAUUAGACCACAUCAUUGAUCUUCCAUCGAAAUCAGCGAUGCUCUUUUGGUCAUGUUUACAAUGCAUUUCUACGUUAUUAACACGUGUUGUCUCAUUAUGCGAGACAAUGUUAUCUAUCUACGUAUUGAAACAAUCCAUGAUCAAUGUUGUCCCUAAACCAAUUGCAUCUCUAUGCAAUUUCAUCACAUUGCUCCAAAGAGCAUCAGAUAACUCACUUCACCACCUUCCUAACAAAGUUUUCUCUAAUUCCGCGUUAUCGACACGUCUCAAUCCUCUUAAGGAACUCGAGCGAUACGAAUUCAGCAAGUUCUCAUUUUUAUCAUUUCCAUCUGUUUUAUCUCUUAAGUUCAAACACAAAGUUUUACAGACAGCACAAGAGAACAAACAGAACACGAUGGCAGCACGAUCAGUCAUCAACGAAGGCAUCAUGAUGGGUCGAACGAUCACUAACAAUUUAAUAUUCAAUGUUUUAGAGAUUCGUCGUGAUCAUUUAGUUGAAGACGCCAUUCGUAAGAUUCCACGUCUUCGAAGCGAAGAUCUUCUUAAGAAGUUAGUCAUCACAUUCAAAGGCGAACAAGGUAUUGACCAAGGCGGUGUUUCACGUGAAUUCUUUUAUCUUCUUACAUCACAAAUCUUUUCACCCGAUUACGGAAUGUUCACAACAAUCAAUGGCUAUUACUGGUUCUCUAUCACACCAUUCGAAGAUUAUUCUGCAUACAUGAUGCUUGGCACUGCAGUCUCUCUUGCGAUUUACAACAACGUCGUUCUUCCAAUUCGCUUUCCAACACUUUUGUACAAGAAGAUUCUCGGCAAACCGAUCACAUUAACAGACAUCGGUGAAAUCGAUCCCGAUUUCAUGAAGAGUGCACUUGAUAUGAUCAACAUGCGCACGAAGAAAGAAGAUGUUUCAGAACUAUGUUUGACAUUCACUACAACAAUCGAACAAUUUGGCGAACGAAUUGAAAUUCCACUAGUUCAAAACGGUUCCAACAUUGAUGUCACUAAUGAUAAUCUUGAUGCAUUUAUUGCAUCAUAUAUCAACUGGUGGGCGAACAUCAGUAUUGCUAAACAAUAUGAAGCAUUUUUGUCUGGUUUCAUGAAAAUCUCUAUUUCUAAACUAUACAAAUUAUUUGGUGCAGACGAAUUAGACAUCUUAGUUAGUGGUGAAGCAGUUCUUGACUGGGCAGCAUUGAAGAAGAACGCGAAGUACAUCGACGGAUACACUAAAGACAGCCAACAAAUCAUCUGGUUCUGGGAAUUAUUCGACCAAUUCAGCAACGACCAAAAAGUCGAAUUUCUUCGUUUCUCUACAGGAACACCACGCGCUCCUGUUGAAGGACUUGGUGAAGUCCAGUUGACUAUCCAGAAAACGAAUGACAUUCAGAUGCUCCCUGUCUCACACACAUGCUUCAACAUGUUCUCUCUCCCUGCUUACAAGACUAAGGAAGUUCUUUCACAGAAAGUUCUUCUGGCUAUCGAACACUCUGAAGGAUUUGGUUUAGUUUAG